GACAAAGGCCGGCUCGAUGCUCGCUGUCGCCGGGUCCUCCUGCUCGUGGGUCCCACGCCGCAGCCCCCUCCCAGCCCAUUCCGUCUGCUCUUGACCUCAUCGUCCGCUGUCCGUUCCGCCGAGCCUCCCGCUGGCCAUCCUUGAAUCUCACCUCUCUCCAGCCACAGCCUUGGCUCUUGCUGUCGCGGCCUGCCUUUGCCUGAUUGCAUCGAUUCUCCCCCACUCCUCGACACAUCCGCCCCAUGCCCUCCGAAGCCGAUCCGCUGCUGCCUCCCCAGCUGCCCGCUGACGACUGGGUCGAAGAAGGUGUCCCGGCCUCGCACCCUGCCUCUCGAAGUGGUGUCGGCCAGACAGUCACCGAGGCCCUCUACCACAUUGUCUGCAUCAUCGCCGGAUCAGGUGUCCUCCAGUUGCCGUUCAGUCUGAACCAGGCUGGCUGGGUUGGCCUGUUCUUCGUCGUUUUUGCGGGCAUAGCGAACCAUUACUCGGGUAUUCUCCUUGUCAAGUCCCUCUACUACAAUGGCUCGGUGCGGCUGAAGAGCUACCCGCACGUUGGAUAUGCCGCCUUCGGAUCGGUUGGCAAGCGACUUGUCGAGCUGCUCAACAGCGUCAUGCUGCUUGGCGUCACUUGUGUAUACCUCAUCCUGGCCGGAAUGAAUCUUGAGCUGCUCCUCGGCAUCUACAGUACCAAGACCUGGAUCAUCUUGUGUGGGCUCAUCGUCGGCAUUCCCUUCCUGUAUUUCCGGACGCUCAAGGAAAUCGCCAUUUUCAGCGCCUUCGGCGUCUUUGCAACCAUCCUGGUCAUUGGCGUUGUGCUCUGGCACUCUGUCGGAGACUAUCCCGUCUACGAGGGCCGAGUGACGCAUAAGGUCUUUGAUUUCUCAAUGCUGCCGUCAGCGCUCGGAUCCAUCAGCUUCUCGUAUUCGGGCAACUAUGUGUACCCCGAGGUCGAGGCUUCAAUGAGAGAGCCAGAAAAGUUCCCGCGCGUGCUCACUCUGGCCAUGAGCGUCAUCACAGCCAUGUACAUCGUUACUGGUGCCGUUGGGUACUUGACAUAUGGAAACCUCACGGUGUCCCCAAUCCUCAACAAUCUGCCCAAAGGCUUCCUAUCAACGUUUGCCAUCGCCGUCAUCAGCGCCCACGUUCUCCUGGCUUGCCCCGUGAUGCUCACGACCUUUGCCCUCGAAACCGAGCGCCAUCUCAAAGUCGAUGAGCUCGAGCUCAGCAGCUCCCAAAAGUCGACUCGCAUCGCCCUAAUUCGCGGCGGCAUCCUCGCCGGCGUCACGGUCGUCUCGAUCAUCAUUCCGUUCUUCGCCGACUUUAUGACGCUGCUUGGCGCCGUCGCCAACACCUUCCUGAUCUUUGUCUUCCCGAUCCUCUUUGACUUCCGCUUGUACGGCUUCUGGAACCGUUCUUGGGGCGAGAUCAUCUUUGGCAUCUCAAUCAUCCUUCUGGGAGUCUUUGGAGGCACCGUCGGCGGCUUCGAAGCUGUGAAGGCCCUCUGGAACGACUUCAUCAACAGUCGCUGAAUGCAACGAUGAAUGGACAGUGUGCCGCGGACGAACGAACGACCGGGUGCUCGCCGAAUGAGACGACCCGCUGCCGCCACCGAUGCCUCUGGAGGCUGGUGCACUGGCGAGGACGAUCUCGGACAUGUUUGUGAUGGGCAGCAGCCGUUGCUUGGCCAGUUCUGCAGCACCUUCAGUGCUUUUUGGACGAUGUUAGCACUUGUAUUUCCGACUGGUAUUACCACAGUUCCUGCUCUAUUGGCUGUUGUUUUUUACUUUCUCCCCUAUAUGUUGCCUAUUGGCUUGCCAUUCGAGAGUGGCACUACGCUUUACAAAUGAGAAAAUGUCGUAUCAGA
Molecule: messenger RNA, 1864 nt
Organism: Polychytrium aggregatum
Lineage: Eukaryota; Fungi; Chytridiomycota; Chytridiomycetes; Polychytriales
Product: transmembrane amino acid transporter protein-domain-containing protein
Exons: 8
Coding region: 243-1529 (428 amino acids)
Biological process (GO): amino acid transmembrane transport
Cellular component (GO): vacuolar membrane
Molecular function (GO): amino acid transmembrane transporter activity
Source: RefSeq, a predicted model, not a curated record